CCGGACGUGCAUUCAUUCACUCCUCGCGUACCACACUAUGGGUUUACAGUUUGCUUCUUCAUAUGUGCAAGAUUUGGUGACUUUUGGUUAACUAAAAGAUAUCAUACGAGAAGUAAUAUACAUUCCUCGCCAUCUACGUUGUAUUCUAACGGGGUUCGCGACUGUGUCUAUAAAGAUCUUUUGGAGGUGGAUCCAACUUUUUUGGCAUUGCAGGACGGCCCCACCAGUUAGCACCGCGUCGACAUGUGGACGAUAAAAGUCCUGCCUCAUGACCAGAGUCAGGCGGGAAAUAGGUCACCCCCUCCUGCAGUGCAACAUCCGAGUGACCCUGACCUUGUCCACAGUUUCAAGAAAAGAAUGGCCGACAGAUUGAGCAGGGCCAGGCAAACUGUGGUUCCCUCCGUGAUUGGCUGCAUGGUCCUACAGGCUGUGGUAGCGUUCUUCACGUAUACGUCAGACAACACAUUCAAUAGCUUCAUUGACGCGUCCAACGACUUCAGCGAGGACAAAAGACAUGACCGCUUCACAUUGCAAGUGGUCUUUAAUAUCUUCCACGCUUUCGCCUUUGCUUUGAUGUCUGGUAUUGUUCUACGGAAACCGUCACACACGCUCGGAAAAUGGCCUGAAGUCUUUUCCCUCAAACCCUUUUAUGCGUUGACCAUCAUAUACUUUUUCUCACAGAUUGCCCUCGUGCGUGUGUCUGUCCCACUGUCUAUGAUCUACUACACGGGCAGAGAUAACUACAAGAUUGCUCUCCCCUUCCUAGAGGUCGCCGGCGGCUUGGGAGGUCAGGUGGCCUAUCUCAUUCAAGCCAACCCGCCUGGAGACACCGGCUUUGAUGAGUCCUGGUACGUCUGUGCAGUGACAUUGGUGUUUUUUGGUGUGGGUGGUCUACUGCUGCUGCAUUUUUUCCCCGACGAUUGGGCGCACAUCCACGCACAGGGUGACGAGGAUGUCGAGGAAGAAAUUGAAGCCAUAGAGAAUGAAGCUUUUGAGCCGGAUUUCGAGUGAAGGGGAGUGUGGAAGCAAAAGCCUACGAUGUCUUAAUGCUUGUACUUUCACGAACAAAUUGGUUAAGGGUUGUUAGCACUCCUGCAAAUAUUUUGUCCUGCUCAGUUGUACCAAAGACAGCAUCUGUGGCUGUACGAAGUCCAAGAAUUCAUUUUUAGAGCAGCUUAGUACAAACGAGGACAUACUGUUAACCUGAGGCACCUCUUGUAUGUGUUCCAAGAAUGUUUUGUCAAAAUGCAAGUUAUGCCUGCUGUAAGAAAAAGAAAAAGAAAAGCUUGGUCGCAAUUUUUAAACGAAUGAAGCAUUUUUAUCGCUUUAAAAUGCUUUUUUUGUCUGAAAGAAGUUGAAUAGCUUGCCAACGAGUUAGAUUUGAAACCUAAGAAAUUCAUAUUUUACACACAGGAGAAAAUAGUACACUUCUGAUAAGGGGGUGGUGCAUAUCUAAUGUGUAACAGCCUACUCGCAAGUCUUCGGCUAAUCUGUGAUAAUGAGAAACCCUGAUACUAAUUUAGAAAGGUUUUCAAAUGUUAAUGUUGAUCAUAUCUUUCUGUUAAAUUGAUUAUUGUUCGUACUGUGUUGUGUUUAAUAACAGCCUUCAGAUUCG
Messenger RNA from Aplysia californica (California sea hare), 1615 nucleotides. RefSeq lists its product as uncharacterized. NCBI's taxonomy places the organism in Eukaryota, Metazoa, Mollusca, Gastropoda, Aplysiida, Aplysiidae. The record is from RefSeq and is a predicted model, not a curated record.